Messenger RNA from Lycium ferocissimum, 1433 nucleotides. Its product is annotated as heavy metal-associated isoprenylated plant protein 39-like. The record is from RefSeq and is a predicted model, not a curated record. The transcript has 4 exons. Gene Ontology annotation, molecular function: metal ion binding. The coding region runs from base 473 to 1141 and encodes 222 amino acids. NCBI's taxonomy places the organism in Eukaryota, Viridiplantae, Streptophyta, Magnoliopsida, Solanales, Solanaceae.
UAAUAUUUUUUAAUAUUGAACCUAUUACUUUUUUAAAGUUAUGAGUUCAUAUUUAUCGUUACGUAAUUUUAAUAAAUUUUCACAUAAAUUUAUGUUCUGCAUGGAUUCAUAUAAAUCCGAUUCUUAUCUAUAGGGUUGGAUCCGCCCCUACAAAUACACAAUCAUCCAAGUUGCAACGUUUUUCUUUUGUCUCUCUUAUUCUGCAUAUUUUGUUUUGAUUCAGAGUUUGUUGUUACUGUAUUCUGUUGGUUUCUCCCCUCAAAACAACUUUCAUGAGUAGCUUUACCGAAAUAUAGAGCAUAUAUUCAGUGUCUUUUUCUCAUCAUAUCUGACACCUAAUUUCUUCUUCUUCCUCCUUUAUUUUCUCUCUUUGUAGUUGUUUAAUUUCUUCAGAUUCUCAUUCUCUUGUUUCUGAUCCUGAGAGAGACUGCUCUUUAAUUUCACCCAGGUCUCACUCAAAGAUGAAGGGUAUAUGUUCAUGGCGGAGCUAGAGUAUCCGAGGGGUUCAUCUGAAUCUCUUUCGUCGAAAAGUUAUUCUAUAUAUAAGUUUAUCCUUAUCAAACUGGAUUUACAAGAUGCUAGAGAAAAGCGAAAGGCCUUGAAGACAGUCUCCGCUCUUUCAGGAAUCGAUGAGAUUUCGAUGGAUAUGAAAGGUAAGAAGUUAACCAUCAUUGGGACCGUUGAUCCAGUGAGCGUAGUGAGCAGAUUACGUAAGUUUUGGUGGACAGAGAUACUCAUAGUAGGACCAGCUAAAGAGCCAGAGAAGAAAGAAAAACCGAAAAAAGAAGAACCUAAGAAGGAAGAAAUUAAGAAAGAGGUGGAGCCACCUAAGGAAGAACCAAAGCAAGAGGAACCACCCAAAGAAGCAAAGAAAGAGGAACCACCUAAGGAGGAAGCAAAGAAAGAGGAACCACCCAAAGAGGAAACAAAAAAAGAAGAUCCUAAAAAAGAAGAAGAAGAAGAAGAAAAGGAAGAAGCACCCAAAAAGGAAGAAGCGAAGAAAGCACAACCACAUCCUCAACCACAACCACAACCUUUUCCACCAGCUGCUUAUAGGCCAUAUUAUCCUCCUAUGAACACAUAUUACCAACAUGUCCACCACAGCAUGGAAGAGAAUCCUAAUGCUUGCACUAUCUGUUAAACAGGCUUGAGGAGGUGAUCUGAAUUGCUAUUGAUAAGAUACGAGGCUGAUUUCCUAAACGUAACAGGUUAAUUAAUUAGGAGGGGGAAAAGAAAGAAAAGAGAAGAAGUCACAUAUAUAGGUUAGUAUCUUUUUUGUUGGCCUGGUGAUAUUCUAUUAGAAUGAACCCAAGACUAGCAUUGGACAAGAGAGAAUGGGAACUUUUGUGAAUAGAAGACAAUCGAUGCAGUAUUCUAAUUUUCUGAAUCAGAAUGUGUAGAUAUGUUUGAAUAAGAAUUUCGCUUUUUGUUCC